GCAGCACUGUACUCGUCCUAACGGUUAAGGCCUGCUUCAGCAUCCCUUCUUAAUUUUUAUUUUUUUUUUUAAUUGUUUCCCCUUUCCAGUGGCCUGCAAGUUCCAUGGAAACUAAGGUUACUUCCAGCGGAAUCAAUAAGUUUGCCAGCCUCCUGGAAAGCUACUUCCGUCCAGGAUCCGAAAGGCCAAGACUCUCUGAAGUUUCCGAUUGCGAAAAUGUCCCCGUAAUUGUCCUCGGCUUCGGGGAUAGGAACCUCGUUUUCCGACGAAUUGGAGAUGCGUGUCGGGACUAUGGUUUUGUCCAGGUAAUAAAUCAAGCGGUUUCCAAGGUUGCGGUGGACAAAAUGCUUGAGGCGGCGACGGAAUUCUUUAGUCUCCCGGUUGAAGAGAGGCUCAAGUGGUACUCCGACGAUCCAUCCAAAACCACGAGGCUUUCAACAAGCUUUAAUGAGAAAAAGAAGACCGUUCACAAUUGGAGAGACUAUCUCCGGCUUCACUGCUAUCCGUUAGAAAAAUAUGUUCCCGAAUGGCCUUCCAACCCGCCAUCUUUCCUAUCACUACUCAGUUUUGGAGGAGGAGACUACGACGAAGGCUCAGGUGGCGUUACAGGAGGGGGUGGCUUUGGCCAUGGUACUGGUGGUGGAACUGGUUAUGGCUACGGUGGCGGUGCAGGCGCCGGGGGUGGUUAUGGUGGAGGAACAGGUGGUGGACACGGAGGUGGUUCUGGUGGUGGCUAUGGAGGUCUUGAUGGUGGUGGUUAUGGAGCUGGAGGUGGACAUGGUGGAGGAGGAGGAGCUAAUGGAGGUGGAUAUGGCAGCGGUGAAGGAGCAGGUGGUGGACACGGAGGUGGUUCUGGUGGUGGCUAUGGUGGUGGUUAUGGAGCUGGACACGGAGGUGGUUCUGGUGGAGGCUACGGAGGUGGACAUGGUGGUGGUUAUGGAGCUGGAGGAGGAGGAGCUAAUGGAGGUGGACAUGGCAGCGGUGAAGGAGCAGGUGGUGGACGCGGAGGUGGUUCUUGGGGAGGUGAAGGAGGUGGCAAUGGUGGUGGUUAUGGAGGAGCUGGAGGAGGAGGAGCUAAAGGAGGUGGACAUGGCAGCGGUGAAGGAGCAGGUGGUGGACGCGGAGGUGGUUCUGUGGGAGGUGAAGGAGGUGGUAAUGGUGGUGGUUAUGGAACUGGAGGUGGACAUGGUGGAGGUGCUGGGGGAGGAGGAGCUAGUGGAGGUGGAUAUGGGAGCGGUGAAGGAGCAGGUGGUGGACACGGAGGUGGUUCUGGUGGUGGCGCUGGCGGUGGUUCAGGCUAUGGUGGUGGAAGUGGUGGUGGUCGUGGUGGUUAUGCACCUUGAGAACCCAUGCAUGCAGUACCUUAAAUCUAAGUUACCAUAACCUAUGCCUUAAAUCUAAGUGCCGGAUGUAUGUAUGUAGUGUGAAACUUGUUGAUUUGAGCAGUGCUUGUUUCUUCAUUGCUUUAACAUAAAGGAGGGUAACAGAGCAAGAAGAGAGGACUAUGACUACUUGCUUGAGCCUGGUGAUCCCUGCAUCGUGAGGUCUUGGA
Messenger RNA from Coffea arabica (coffee), 1552 nucleotides. RefSeq lists its product as uncharacterized. The record is from RefSeq and is a predicted model, not a curated record. NCBI's taxonomy places the organism in Eukaryota, Viridiplantae, Streptophyta, Magnoliopsida, Gentianales, Rubiaceae.